Racocetra persica is the source of this 130-nucleotide messenger RNA. Lineage: Eukaryota; Fungi; Glomeromycota; Glomeromycetes; Diversisporales; Gigasporaceae. The record is from the annotation of a GenBank genome assembly.
UUGUACUAUUAAAAACGAUUUUGAUCAAAAAUUUGCCUGCAAAUCCUUUAAAGAGAUACACCGUAUGAGAACAGUAUUUGAGCCCAAAAUUUCAAACACUGUUUGGGCCAAGUUAACAUCCAACGCAACU